Molecule: messenger RNA, 627 nt
Organism: Zygosaccharomyces rouxii
Lineage: Eukaryota; Fungi; Ascomycota; Saccharomycetes; Saccharomycetales; Saccharomycetaceae
Gene: YRB1
Product: Ran GTPase-binding protein YRB1
Exons: 1
Coding region: 1-627 (208 amino acids)
Biological process (GO): protein import into nucleus
Cellular component (GO): cytoplasm; nuclear pore
Molecular function (GO): GTPase activator activity
Source: RefSeq, a predicted model, not a curated record
AUGUCUGACGAUAAGAGUACUACGAAGCCUGUUGAAGAAAAGAAGCCAGAGACUGAAUCUGGUCCUAAGCCACCAACUUCUGCCGUUUUCUCUAUGUUCGGUGGUAAGAAAGAAAACAAACCAAGUGGUGAAGAAGAAUCGAAGAAAGAGGAGAACGAAGAAAAGAAGCCUAAGGAAGAUGACGAUGAAUCUCCAGAAUCUCCAGAUGUCCAUUUCGAACCAAUUGUUCAUCUAGAGAAAGUUGAUGUGAAAACUUUGGAAGAAGACGAAGAAGUUCUUUACAAGGUUAGAGCUAAGUUAUUUAGAUUUGAUGGUGAAGCUAAAGAAUGGAAAGAAAGAGGUACCGGUGACUGUAAAUUUUUGAAGAACAAGAGCACUGGUAAAGUUAGAAUUUUGAUGAGAAGAGAUAAAACAUUAAAGGUUUGCGCCAACCACAUCGUGGCACCAGAAUACGUUUUGAAGCCAAAUGUUGGCUCUGACAGAUCAUGGGUUUACGCAUGUACCGCUGAUGUUGCAGAAGGUGAAACACAGGCAUUGACUUUUGCCAUUAGAUUUGGUAGUAAGGAAAACGCUGACAAAUUCAAGGAAGAGUUUGAACAAGCACAGAAGUUGAACAAGAAAAACUGA